CGAGAGGCGGGUUCCCUGGUUAUGAAGCAGGGAUGAAUGGUUCGGAGCGCGGCCCAGCCCCAGGUGAGGAGGAUGGUGGGGAGCCCGAGGAAGAAGGGGAAGAGGAGGAAGAAGAGGUCGCUGCUGGGGAUGUGGAUGCCGAGACUGCGCCGGGUGGGCGGAAGGUUCGUGGUGGGCGGAAAGCCCGGGGUAGGCCGCGCCUCACCGAGUCUGACCGGGUACGACGACGCCUCGAAUCCCGCAAGAAAUACGACGAGCGGCGAGUCUACCUGGGCGAGUCUCACGGCUCGUGGGUGGACCUGAGGCAGCAAAGUGGCUGGAGUGACGCCAAGCUGGCGGCUUAUUUACUGGAACUGGAACGAGAACAGCGGGCCGGGCGCCGCGGAAAACCAUGGGAGCAGAUCCCUUAUGAACCACAGCAAAAGAAAAGAAGAAGGCGAAAUGUGAACUGCCUGAAGAACACCGUCAUCUGGUAUGAAGAUCACAAGAAUCGCUGCCCUUAUGAGCCUCAUCUCUCUGAGCUGGAUCCCAACUUUGGGAUGUACACCACAGCUGUGUGGCAAUGUGAAGCAGGGCACCGCUAUUUCCAGGACUUACACUCCCCACUUAAACCACUCAGUGAUUCUGAAAAUGAAUGUGACAGUGUUGCCAAUGGCACUGAAGCUGGAAGCUCUGAGUCUUCAGAAGAGAACUCUAGCUCUGAGACAGAGGAACAGCUCGAGAAUCAGAAAGACAAACCCCAGGUUCGACAGCCCUCAGCAAAUACAGAAGGAGAAAAUACCAGUGGCCUCAUCACACAAGAUGGCAUUCAUAUUCCAUUUGAGAACUUACGAGAAGAACAGAGUGCUAGCAUGUGCCACAAUACAUCCCUCAAUGGACCAGAGACAAUGGAAGCUGUGGUAUGCAUGCCAGUGCCCAUGCAGAUGGGUUCAGGUCACGGAACACUGUUUGAAAACGUUUCACAAGAGACACUUGGAGAAGUAGUAGCUAGCUGCCCUGUGCAAGAUAUGAUGCAAGGUUCACAGGUGAUCAUCAUUACUGGACCUGGUUAUGAUUCUCUCACAGCAGAGGGAAUCCAGCUGAAUGUCACCAGCACAGGAGAAGAGCUGCCUUGUGCUAUGAUUGAGGAUGUAGCACCUUAUACUCAAGAAGAGCCUGAGAAUGGAGAGCAAAGUAGCACGGAAAAUAUGGAAUACAUCAAAACCAAAAAAGAAAAAAAGGCAUUCUUUAAACUCAAAAAAGAAGGGCAUCCUCCUCCAACAGAAAUAGAAACAUCCUGUGACUCAAAACCAGCCCCUGAGAGCAGAGAGCAGGAACCAAAGCCUGAACCUGAGGAGGAGAUGGAAGGAAACAACAUGUCAUCCAUUAUUUAUGAGAUUCCAAAGGAGCCUGAAAAGAGGCGGCGGAGCAAAAGAGGUCAUGUCAUAGAUGCAGAUGGCAUGUUGGAGAUGUUCCACUGUCCUUAUGAAGGAUGCACCCAAGUCUAUGUAGCACUUAGUAGCUUCCAGAAUCAUGUUAAUCUUGUUCAUCGGAAAGGAAAAACAAAAGUGUGCUCACACCCAGGUUGUGGUAAAAAGUUUUACCUGUCUAAUCAUCUCCGAAGGCACAUGAUAAUCCAUUCAGGAGUCCGUGAAUUUACCUGUGAAACUUGUGGAAAAUCCUUCAAGCGGAAGAACCAUCUGGAAGUUCAUCGUCGAACACAUACUGGAGAGACCCCUCUCCAGUGUGAGAUUUGUGGCUAUCAAUGCCGUCAGAGGUCUUCUCUCAACUGGCAUAUGAAGAAGCAUACUUCAGAAGUCCAAUACAACUUUACUUGCGAGUACUGUGACAAACGUUUUGAGAAGCUGGACAGUGUCAAGUUCCACAAACUAAAGAGCCACCCAGACCAUAAGGCUGCCUGACCCUGAUCAUGAGUCACUUUAAUUAUUGUUCCUCCAAAUAACUAAACCAGUUGAGGGCGUAUCUUACAUAGUCACAGCUGAAAACAUGGUAUGUGCUACCCACAGCACAAGGGCCCAUUCUUCUGGUUAGGAUGAUACGGAGUAGAUUUUUUAAGACCAGAUGAUGACUGACAAAAACUUUUAAGUAUGAUAUGCAAGUGUGCUCAGGGUGUUCGGACAGCAUAAAUUAAAACAUCUUAUAACAAGAUUAGGGUGCUAAACUGACCUGUUUUUCAAGGGGAAAACAACAGCGGAAGUAAUAGUCAAGAGUGACUUUAUCCAAUUAAAGUAUCAGUACUUUGCUAUCCACUGGCAGCACCUUCUACAUUUUAGCCACCUGAUACUUGAUGUGAAGGAGGAGUGCAGUAUGAAAGGUCUAGUUGCAUAUCAUUUAACUAUGGAGAGACUACUUCCAAUGUAUAGUUGCAGGUUAGUUCAAGUGAAUGUUUUAUAUCUAUUGACAACAGUGAAAGAAAAUUAUUGGCUGAUAUGCAUUAAUUCAAUUUCCUUGAAAUAGUUGGUUGAACAUUGUCAUAUAUUGACCUAAGCAUGGUUCUGUUUCAGGAACUAUUUUCCCUUUUAACACUCAGGGCUAUUGCAUUUGAAGACAAUCCAGAGUUGGCAUUUAUCCCUGUUUUCUUGAAAUAUUGGUGUUUUGUAAAGCACAGAUUCCUAUACUGGGUAGACUUGGAUUCCAGCUGUAAGUUACUUUAUUAUUCUGGUUGUCUGUGGCCAUCCUCUAUAGUAUGCUAUAUUCAUAAUCUUGUUUGCAAAUAAGAAAUUUCUAAAAUUUAAUGCCAUCGGCGUAUUUUUAUUAUACUAUUAAAAAAACAUGGCUUUUGUCUUUAAAAUGCCAUUCAAUCCUUAGGUCUAAGUUAAAAAAUAUUAAAUGUGAAAAUUGAUGGAGAUUUUUUUUCUAUAGCUGAAAUUGACAUGGCUCUGUGAGAGCACUCAUAACUAGGUGUGUGUCAUUUCUUCACCACUACCACCACUCCUAAAAUAUCAUCUUUUUGAAGAACCUUUUUAUAUGGAAUUGUCAGCAGACAAAAUAGCUUAGGUGGGUCAGAAUUUUGUGGGGCCCCUCCAUUCUGGGAUGGAGGAGUAGGAAGAGCUCCUUUAUGUUAGUUUAGAUAGUUCUACUUUUAGAGAUUAUUUUGUGUGGCUGUUCUUGCCACGUUCCUCAAAGAUGUAUAAGCCAUUGGUGAACUGAAUUUAAAACUUGCCAAACUUUUGCUUCCUGUUUUCUGAACUUACAGGUGCUAAAAUGGAUGGACCUUCCAGAUACUGCAUUCCAGCUCCCCAUCAUGUCUUAGUAACCAUUGUUGCUCUUGGUGAAGGAUCAAGGCAAUGUGGAGGCAGCUCCAGAUAUUUCUUAUCAUUUUGAGAGAGAAGCUGGCUAAAUGAAAUUAGCUUGUCGUCUUGCACAUUUUUUUCCUUAGCCCAGGCAAGGAUCACCCUAAAAUCCAAAUAGAACCAGAUCAGAGUGGAAAGGCAAGUCUGGAGAGAUUCUUAAAGAAGCACAAUAGUGUGUUCACAGACAAAUCAAGGACCAAAGAAUGAUGAGCUCACUAUGCUCCUGAAGAGGCCAGCCACAGCUGCUGGUGAAACAUCAGGUCAGCAGAAAACUAGAUCACAGCCAUUCAGCCUGAAAGUUCAUCACUCCUUGAUUAAUGCUAGCUGUGAAAGCCUAUCAGCAGUAAAAUGGGGGUCAUUAUUUUUAUUGAAUACUUGAUCAGCAUUGGAAUACCCAGUAGGAAAAAGAAUUAUAUCCUUGAACAGAUGAGAAGCACCCUGGAGAAAGGAGACUCAAUACACAGUGGAAUUUGGUGAUUUUGAACCCUCUGUCAAGGUUCCAACUGACGAGCCCAACCAAGCCAGCAAGUCAAGACAAUCAGAUCUCUUUAAGCAUAACUUCAUUGAGUACAUCAUUUCGGCACGCAUGAAGCAAACCCAACUCUAGCUAGUUCCCAGUUUGGGGCUAAUUAAAGAAUGAAUUCUUUCCUUCCCACCUUUGACCAGGUCACAUUGUCCAAUUAAUUGUUUUGGUCUCUAUGGCCACUCCUUCAAGCUAUUGCCAAACGUCUUUUAAGAUUACCUUGGUUUCCAUGGGAUGAUUUGUUUGGGCUAACAUUCCAAACCUUCCCCCCCAAUAGUCUGUGGCAAACAGAGAAAUGAAAAGACAGCAACAGCAGGGCACAUUUUGAAGUUGACAGUCAGACCCCCUAGAAAGUCAGCACCUCGAAAAUAAGCACACAUUAGAUAUUUCAGGUGUUCCUUGGCUUCUGGGGAUAUUUCUUGUGAAAUUUCUGUACUGAUUUAUCUACUCUCAUGUUCUGUGCUUUUAUCCAUUGGAUUCUGACAUUGAGUACCUAGACUAGGUAUUGGAGUUUUCCCGUGUAUCGUCUGGAAUCCAGAAUCUGUUUAACUUUGUAAUGUUUCUCCCAAUGGCACCCUCCCUUCUCCCCACUAUGAUGAGGCCUGGGGUAAUCCUAGCCACUGAUCUUGGUUCAGACCCACCAUUGGCUUAAAUAAACUGCAGUGGAA
Messenger RNA from Pseudonaja textilis, 4484 nucleotides. It is a transcript of the gene ZNF653, whose product is annotated as zinc finger protein 653. The record is from RefSeq and is a predicted model, not a curated record. NCBI's taxonomy places the organism in Eukaryota, Metazoa, Chordata, Lepidosauria, Squamata, Elapidae. Gene Ontology annotation, molecular function: transcription coregulator activity. Gene Ontology annotation, biological process: regulation of transcription by RNA polymerase II. Gene Ontology annotation, cellular component: nucleus.